Molecule: messenger RNA, 3699 nt
Organism: Eimeria maxima
Lineage: Eukaryota; Apicomplexa; Conoidasida; Eucoccidiorida; Eimeriidae
Product: myb-like DNA-binding / high mobility group box domain-containing protein, putative
Exons: 13
Coding region: 1-3699 (1232 amino acids)
Biological process (GO): RNA polymerase III preinitiation complex assembly
Cellular component (GO): transcription factor TFIIIB complex
Molecular function (GO): TFIIIC-class transcription factor complex binding
Source: RefSeq, a predicted model, not a curated record
AUGUCUGGCUGGGCCCUGUUUGCGAAGGAGAAGAGACUAGAGUUGUUGCAGAAUGGCCAGCUAACAGGAGACACCUUGCCCGAACAGACGAGUUGCGUGGCGAAGUUUUGGCAUGCUCUCUCGAAAGACGGGAAAGAGGCAUGGGGACGCAGGGCGGAGCAGCUCAACCGGCUUGCAGGAGAACGAGAUAGGGAGGAAGACAAGAAGUCGCAGCAGCAGCAGCAACAGCAGCAGCAGCCUGCCAGUACCUCAUCUGUCGCUUCGAGCAACGGCGUGCACACGACAGCACAGCGCGGCACACCUCAGAGCUCUCCCCAAAAGCAGCACCAGCAGCAACAACAGCAACAGCAGCAAAUGCAGGGGGCGACUCCUGCGGGAAACCGUGGUGCACAGACUAGUCCGCCUCAAAGCGCGCAGCAGACGCCGGCUCCGCCUUGUGCGCACAAGCACCAGCAGGAACAGCAGCAUCAGCAGCAGGGCUCUGUUGGCAAGAAGAGCCCGCUUGCUGUGCCUAAGAAGCGGAAGCGAGGAGGCCCUGUGGAGAAGAGCAGCAGCCAGAGGGGCUACACCGCCUUCACAUUGUUCGCAAAGGAGACUCGCAUAAGCUGCAAAGAAAUGGGAAUAGACUGCGAAUCAUCAUGGGAGUUAGCUGCAGCUGCAGCAGCAACAUCUGCAGUUGCGGCGUGCACAGCUGAAGGCGUCGUGUUGCUGUGGUGUCUCUGCAGGUGGCGGCAACUCUCAGCGGAGGAGAAGAGGAGCUUUCAGUCCCGCGCACGGGAAGCAAACGAGGCGUGGAAAAAACAGCAGCUGGGUCACGGACCGCAACAGCAACAACAGCAACAGCAACAGCAACAGCAGCGUUCGCAGCAGUUGGUGCAGUCAAACAACACCAAACAGAUGGGACAUCCUCAAAGCUCCCCACCACAGAUUACGCAGCAGCAGCAGCAGCAUACGCAAGCACAGAAGCAACAGAAACAGCAGCAGCCUGGCCCUGCAUCCCAGCAAAUCCAGGCAGCAAGACAGCAGCAGCACCAGGCGAUGCAGCAGACGCCUCAAGUGAUGCAACCGACCCCUCAGGCAUUGCCACAGGCCUUUCGAUCUACUCAACAGCAACAGCAGCAGCACCAGUGGCUCCUGCCGUCAGCGAGUUCUCCUACUGGAGUGCUGCGGGGCUCCUUGCCACCGGAUGGGUCCGCUGGUGCUGCUUCUGCACCUGCUGCAUCUGGGCUGUCUGGCGGACCCGGAGCAAUGCUUGCCCCGCUGCAGCAACACCCACGACAGCAGCAGAUGCAGCAGCAGCUACUGGUACAGCAGCAAUUGCAGCCCCAGAGCCUACUCACUCCAGACCUUGGUUGGCAGCAGCCGCAGCACGCGUUGCAGCGGCCUCCAGCGUACCGGCAGCAACCAGGUCAGUUCCAGCAUGUGUUGCCGCCACAGCAGCAACAGGAGCAGCAGCAACAGCAUGCAGCGCUGCUUCCCGUGGAUGCGUCUAAUUCGCCUUCUUCGGCUACUGCGGGUGAGUUUGCUGCUGCAGGGAGACCACUGGACACAGAGUUGGAGCCGAGAACAGGCGCGCCAUCUGCUGCAUCGCAGCAACAGCCCUACUUCGUUGCAGCGCAGCAGCAGCAGCCGCAGCAGCACGUAGGGGUCCCGCUGGGAGGCCCACGAAGAUGGCCAGACGCAGAUGCAGCAGCGCCAAGCCAGGGGCCUCCAGCAUUCUCUUACGUGCCACAGCACGGGGCGGCGCCACCCAGCUCCCCCAGUAGGGCGCGUAACAACCGACCUGCUGCUGCUGCUUCUGCUACUCUGCAAGAGGCGUCAGGUGCUGAGGCUAAGGGGGAUGAGGGGGGAGGACAGGCAGCUUCACGGGACGAUGUGGGUUUGGAAGGCUCGCCAGGCACUGCUGCAACGCAGAAAAAAGCCAGCAGCAGCAGCGGCUGUGACGCAGCUGAAGGUGAGGAAUGUCUCCCGAAGAUUGGUGCUGCUGCUCUCGCUGCAGCUAGCGAAGCAGAAGCUGCAGCAGCUGCAGUUGCACGAGAAGUCCUGCGGGCCGCCCCUGGUGGACGUGAAGACGCUUGGGAGCUGCAGCGGCAGCAGCAUAAAGGAACAGUGCAGCAGCAACAGGAAGAAAUCGCCCCCAUGCGGGAGCAACAGGUGCGCCUGCACCUUGAAGCUGAGGAGGAAUUCACCAGCAGACGGCACCGCCUCCGCCGGCCUGCCGCGGAAGCAGCCAGCAAAACAACAGCACGCAGAUGUCCGGUAGCAGCAAAUAGCCAGAAUAGGAGCAACAGCGCUGGGAUUAGCAGCGUAGAGACAGUGAACGACAGCAGCGAGAGCGGAAGCAGCUCCAGCGAGAGCAGCAGCAGCGGAGACGAAGAGGAGUCGGCAGAAACUGCAGAUAGCAGCGACGAAGAGUUCGUCCCCAAACGGAACCUCUCUCGCCGUGCGGGGCGACCCCGCAAAGCAGCAGCUGCGGGUGCUACGGUCAUUAGGAGGGCCGAGAGGGGCCGGCCAGCUGCAAGGGGAUGCAGCAGCACAGCAAACAGGGGAAGGGGUCGGAGAACCUGUGGCAACCGCCGCAAUAACAGUGGCGCUCCUGCCCCAGCUGCUGCAGCAGAUGAAGUGUCUCCACAAGGAGAAUCGGCUAUUCAGAAGGCAGCACCGGCCGGAAAUAAGCCGGUGACGCUGUGGGACUUGGUGAAGAGGAACCUGUGCAAGAAGACGGCAGCGGACAGAGCAGCAAGAAGAAAUGCCGCUGCAGCAGCAAAGGGCUCAUCGGAGGCCGUAGCGGAUCCAGCGGAAGAUCCCUUCGCACUGCUGCUCUGCCCGACCCCGCAGCAGCAGCAGCAGCAGCAGCAGCAGGUCGGGAGUGCGCCAUCAGCUGCAAGUGGAGACGGCACGGACCUUCAGGGGCUCUUCGAAGCCCCAACUGGGGACUCCGGUGGCAUGGACUCAUUGCGCCUUGACUCUUCCGGGAACCUAGUGGUAGCAGAUGGGCCCAAAGAGGCAUUUUGCUGCAGGCAUGUCUUGCCGCCGCAGCGACAGUGUCUUGGCAUGUCAGGGCUUCUGGGUGGAAACUGUGUGUGUACGAGUGGCCAGCAGCGACGAGUUCUAGAGGAGGACUUGACCUCAAGGGGAGCAUUCGCGCUUCAGCCGUAUGAAGGCGCAUACAAAAAGACUAAGGGAAAGCGCUGGACCGAAGAGGAAACCCGCAAGUUUUACGAGUGUUUGUCUUGCUGCGGCACGGACCUGCUGCUUAUUAAGACGAUGAUGCCUGGAGUAACAGACAGCCAACUAAAAAGAAAACUAAAGACAGAAGAAAAAAGAAACGCAGCUCAGGUCGAGGCUGCGCUGGCACGCAAGCGCACACUGUCGCUGCAGACGUACGAACAGCUCCAUGGGUCCAUUCGUCGGGAGCUGCAUUGUCAGCCAUUUAACGACUCAGAUGAGGAAUCGCCCCUUAGAACGCUUGGAAAUGGGGCUGUUGCUGUUACCUCUGCAGUUGGUGCAGUCACCACACAGUCGUCGAGCAGUGGUGGCGGUCUUCUGGCGCUUUUGGGAGAUGAUACAGCAGGAGACACUUUGGGAGUUUCAGGGAAGACAGGAGACCCUGGGAGAACUGUCUCCUUCUCAGCCGCGGGGACGGCCGCCGAGCCGCUAGACUCUUCUCUGAUGGAGCUGCUAGGGGGUCCAUUCUAG